This is a messenger RNA of Podarcis lilfordi (Lilford's wall lizard), 7127 nucleotides long. NCBI's taxonomy places the organism in Eukaryota, Metazoa, Chordata, Lepidosauria, Squamata, Lacertidae. The record is from the annotation of a GenBank genome assembly.
GAAAGGGGCGGGGCUCGCGGCGGGCGCCGGAAGUCCGCCCGCUUCCCUCUCGCUUCCGUAGGCCGGGUAGUGAGUCGCUGCUGCUGCUGUUUUGUUUUGCUCGCCUUGGGCGCCGCUGCUUCUCCGCUGCAUCUUCCAGGAAGGAGGAGGAGGAUGAGGCUGGUGAUCCUUGACAACUACGACCUGGCCAGCGAGUGGGCUGCGAAGUAUAUCUGCAACCGCAUCAUCCAGUACAAACCGAGCCCGAGCAGGUAUUUCACUCUGGGCUUGCCAACAGGUAAAUGAAUGCAAUUGCUUGGCAUUUAUUUAUUAAAAAUUGCUGGGGGUUUUUUUGCCUCUAUCUCACAUCAGGGGCUCUCCCAGAUGUCACCAGAGACAUAACAGGGUGCCCUGACUGAGGAGGACAAAAUUGGACGCACACACCCAACUUUGAGUUGCCACCUGUAUAAAUAUAGAUAUUAUUAUUACUAUUUUAUUUUGUGGCUCCUUGGCUCAGCGCCCUGUGCAGGGGAACUGCCCUAAAUCCAGCGCUCCUAGCACAGAGUCAGAGAAUGAAAACCAAUACUGUACAAGCAAUUCAAGUUGUAAGUAAAGCAGAUUCCAGCUAAAGGACAGGAAUAAUUUUCUGGCAGCAAGUUUGACAGCUGAAUGUGCUCCCUCCGGAAGUGAUGGACUCUCCUUCCUUGGAGGUUUUUAAGCAGAGGUUGGAUGGUCAUCUGUCAUGGAUGCUAUGGUUUCCUCUAUUGCAGGGGUUGGGCUCGUAGCUGUCAACUUUUCCCUUUUCUUGCGAGGAAUCCUAUUCGGAAUAAGGGAAUUUCCCUUUAAAAAAGGGAAACGUUGACAGCUAUGGUUGGGCUAGAUGACCUUCGGAAUGCCUUCCAACUCUACAAGUGGGCACCGAACAUGACCCUGCGCUGUGCAGGAAGCCACUGUUCAUCCUUCAACUGCCUGCGUAUUGUUGUGGGAUAAUUUCCUUCCGGCCAGGCUUGUGAGUUCCUCCCUCAUCCUGCUUUCUAUUCUCACUUCCCUUAUUUGUUUAACGCAGUUAAAGUGGGUUCACAGAUACACACAUAUGACAGAAAGCCCAAUAGUCUCAGGAGGGGCUGUAAAGGAAAGAACAUAGGAUGUUUUUCUUUUCCAACUCCUCCAAACCACCCCCCUCCACAGGAUCCAGAUUCAUUUUUCGAAUGGAAAAUGACAGGUGCACAUACACACAUGUACUGCAAUUUGCCUGCUCCCAGAGUAGCCUGAUGAAAAUGGCUUUUGAAGUUUUGUUACACAUUCAUGCAGCAAGAAAGUAGCACAUUUUAAAAGUUUCAGCAAGGUCCUGACCAGGUUUACUCAGAGCCAGCUACCACACGGUUCAGUGGGGCUUGCUUCUGAGCAAGGGUUAGUUCAUAUGUUGAUUUCUUUCUCUUCCUGCUCUCCAGAGUGAGUCUGUUAUGGAAAGAAGGGUGAGGGGGGAGAGCUAGUGACUGCCGAAAAAGAUGGCUAGAAGCCUUGAACUUCGUGUAGCGACAACGGGUCCCUGGCUUUUGAAGGCAGGAGUAAGAAUGGUAGGAGCACCUUCCAACAACUGCUGACUCUGGACUUCUAGUGAAAGGUUUCUUUUCUGGAUGCAUUACAUGCAGAGGAGCAGAUUCUGUCUCUGUGGAGCCUCCAGAGCAAGCCAGCUUUGAGAAUCACCUGUGCCUAGGAGUUUUUUGUGGGGAGCAGGUGGUCUGCAAUCCUGUAUGUGUACUGACUAGCUUCUAAAAAAAUGUGCAUCGAAUAAAGGUAAGGGACCCCUGACCAUUAGGUCCUGUCAUGGCCGACUCUGGGGUUGCAGCGCUCAUCUCGCUUUAUUGACUGAGGGAGCCGGCAUACAGCUUCCGGGUCAUGUGGCCAGCAUGACCAAGCCACUUCUGGUGAACCAGAGCAGCGCACGGAAACGCCAUUUACCUUCCCGCUGGAGCAGUACCUAUUUAUCUGCUUGCACUUUGACAUGCAUUUGAACUGCAUAGAAGAAAAACCUAAUAAAAGCCCUGCGUCAGAUCAGGGGCAUGUCUAAUCUGGCAGCCUGCUUACCAACCAGAGAUGUCUUUUGGAAGCCCGAGUCAUGUGGCCUCUGAUCUUGGAGGUAGUGUAUCUCUAUAAUAACCAGUAGACAGCUGUUACUGUAAAAGUAGCCGUGAUUACUUUUAGAGUAAUCAUUGAUUUGGGAUAGUAUCUUCCAACUGCUCCUGUUUUUUCAAAGACGAUUCCUAAAUCACUCUUUCUCUUUUGCUUUUGUGUAGGUAUGUGUGAUACCAUUUUAAAUUUUUCCCAGAUGUAUUAGUUUGUUUUCUGCUGUAUUGGAAAGCUGUCCAUAAAAAGGAAAGCAGUGUGGUCCAGUUAGUCACACACUGUAUUUACAAACAAACAAACAAAAAAAUUCCUUCCAGUAGCACCUUAGAGACCAACUAAGUUUGUUAUUGAUAUGAGCUUUCGUGUGCAUGUACACUUCUUCCGCUAUUGCAUGACAGUUCUACACCUAGCUUGGCAACUUGUCCAGUCCUGUGACCAGCAAGUUGCUGCAACAAGUAUUUAUCUUCCUGCUUCUCUGGGUUACUGCUGUAGGUUGACGGUUCGAAUCCCCGCGACGGGGUCAGCUCCCGUUGCUCUGUCCCAGCUCCUGCCAACCUAGCAGUUCGAAAGCAUGCCAAUGCAAGUAGAUAAAUAGGUACUGCUGUGGCGGGAAGGUAAACGGCAUUUCUGUGCGCUCUGGUUUCUGUCAUGGUGUUCCACUGCACCAGAAGUGUUUUAAGUCAUGCUGGCCACAGGACCCGGAAAGCUGUCUAUGGAAAAACACUGGCUCCCUUGGCCCAAAAGCAAGAUGAGCGCCACAACCCUAUAGUUGCCUUUGACUGGACUUAACCGUCCAGGGGUCCUUUACCUUUUUUACCUUACUAGUAAUAAAAGGUGGAUGUUAAGAGAGAAAGACACAUAGUGUAAGUAAACACAUGUCCUAUUUCCAUUUGUGAAAUACUGGAAGGUAUAAAUUGAGGUUUUGCUGCACGUAUACUCAACAACUGCUCUUCAAACCUAGAUUUAGAGAUCAACUGGAUUUGUGAUUAUUUUGCAAUUUGUGACUACAGUGAAGGUAUUUUUUUUCAGAGUGCAUGAAAUAAUGAGAACUUGCUUCUUGCAGGAAGUACACCUCUGGGAUGUUACAAAAAACUGAUAGAAUAUCACAAAAGAGGAGACCUUUCUUUCAAGUAUGUGAAGACGUUCAAUAUGGAUGAAUAUGUGGGUAGGUUUGUCUUCAAUGUUUUUUUGCAGAAUAGGGUGGGACUGGGUGGUUUACAUGUAUGCCAUGUAAACCUAGAAAAAUUGUUUGCAGUCCAGUAAUUGGAUAACUAAAUUAGCAUUUGUGUUGAAUCUUUUGUUCCAGGGCUUCCCAGAAGUCACCCAGAAAGCUACCAUUCUUACAUGUGGAACAAUUUUUUCAAGCAUAUUGAUAUAGAUCCAAAUAACGCUCAUAUUCUCGAUGGAAAUGCUGCCGAUCUAAAGGCAGAGUGUGAUGCGUUUGAAAAAAAGAUAGAGGAAGCUGGCGGAAUAGAUUUAUUUGUUGGAGGUAAAAUAUAUAUAUAUAUUAUUCAACAGUGGUGGCAAAAAAGGUGUUUUUCAGUGAGCGCUCAAAUCAGUAAUGCAUAAUUACCAGACAAAAUUCUGUAUGCAGGUCUACUCUGAAUAAUCCCAUUGAGUUCAAUAAGAUUUACUCUCAGGCAAGUGGGGGGAAUUGCAACCUAAUAAAAGUAUCUGGAUGGAAUAAAAAUAGUUGGAAUAGUUUAUUAAACAUAGUGGGAGUAGCCUGUUAGUUUGGCUCAUAAUAAACACCAUCUGUUUAUAUUACAUAUGCGCUCAGUGCUGUGCUGCAGAGUUGUUCAACUUGCAGUUUGGAGCACAUCUUAUGAACUAAACUACCAAGAUAAAGAUGUGCUUAGUGUUGUUCUGAUGCUCUCAAAAGCAAACUAUCAACUAUAGCUGAGAAUGAAUGACACCAAUCUACUGCUGCAUAAAGUUAUUUAGUAUUACCAGACAUUCCCAUCUACAUUGUCUUCCUUGUGUGUGCUCUUUCAAGGCAUUGGUCCAGAUGGUCACAUAGCUUUCAAUGAACCGGGCUCAAGUUUGGUAUCAAGAACGAGAUUGAAGACGCUAGCAAUGGACACCAUUCUGGCAAAUGCAAAAUACUUUGAUGGAGAUUUGGCUAAAGUUCCUACUAUGGCGUUAACAGUUGGCGUGGGAACCGUGAUGGAUGCUAGAGAAGUAAGAAUAUUUUUCUUUCUCUUCUGGAUAUUUUUGUAGUUUGUUGCUUUUAGAUAAGAAGUGUACCUGUGAAGCAUAGCAAGUCCAUUUCAUUGCAAAACAAUGGAAUUGCAAAGUGAAUCAUUGCUACAAACAUUCUGUGCUAAUAAUGCAUGUUUAUUUAUUUUGUGCGGUGUAACUGAUGAUGUUGGUAAACAAUUUUUUCCUCCAAAGUUGGACAAGGUGCUAGAGUUGUAAUUUUAUUCCCAGUCCAUUAGUAUCCUUCUUACUGUCAAUUAACAUCCUGAUUGAACGGAAUAAAAUAAAACUCUCUAGAUUUAGCUUCCUCUUGAGCCGAUAAUGCAUGUAAUCUCAGUAAAAUAGAUGCUGCUGUUUCACACUGGUCCCGCUAGCUAGGGAUGAUGGGAGUUGUAGUCCAGCAACAGCUGGAGACCCAAGUUUUGAGAAACACUGCGAUUGUAGAGGACAAAAUAUUUUUCUCUCUCCAAUUACAGUGCAGCCUUUAGGUGGACUACUUUAUUUGAACGGGGACACACUUCUCCAUCUCAAUCCCGUCAAGUUUAUGUCCUCUACUGCCUGUACAAGGUCGACUUUGGCAGUGUCUUCUUACAGAAGCAUAACACAGUGUCAGUAGGAAAUGUGUGCUUAAUAUCUGCCAUCUUCUUUCUUCUUCUUCUUUGGCGAUCACUCGUAGCCGAGUAAGAUUGCCUUCCAUAAACACGGAUUUUAACAGUGAGUCUGUAAGUGACUGUGGAGGCCAAUUCUGUACCCACACGUCCUUCCACAGUGGGGACAUUGGUUCCCGGGUGGGAGUUGAUCACGGUGUGGAUUUGCCAAGCGUGCCUUCCUCUUAGCACGUUUCUCCCUUGCAUCCUGAGUUCGAGUGUCUUCAAAGCCCAUGACACCUUUGGUAAAGGCUGUUCUCCAACUGGAGCGCUCGCAGGCCAGUGUUUCCCAAUUGUUGGUGUUUAUACUACUUUUUUUUAGAUUUGCCUUGAGACAGUUUUUAAACCGCCUUUGUUGACCACCAGCAUUACGCUUUCCAUUUUUAAGUUCGGAAUAGAGUAGUUGCUUUGGAAGACGAUCAUCAGGCAUCCGCACAUGACCAGUCCAACAAAGUUCAUGUUGUUAUCGGCCGUAACAACAACUGUCUGCAGAUCUUCCUUAGCAUAAUGAUGGUGCUUUUUUCUUCCAGGUGAUGAUUCUAAUCACUGGCGCGCACAAAGCUUUUGCCUUGUACAAGGCAAUUGAGGAGGGGGUCAAUCACAUGUGGACAGUUUCUGCUUUUCAGCAACAUCCUCACACUAUCUUUGUAUGUGAUGAAGACGCCACCUUAGAACUAAGAGUUAAAACAGUCAAGUAUUUUAAAGGUGAGCUGCAUUUGUACACCAGGCUUCUGCCAGUGAAGUCUCCCCUGUUCCCAAGUUAUUUUAAGGAAUAAUGGUUUACUUGUUUUUUUUAAUACACACACACACACACAGCAAUUUAUUCCUUGAUGGGGUGUUUAGGGGUACAGUGGGCCAGUGCGUCUGGCUGUUAGCCAGGUUGGUAGUUUGACCUCACCCUUCCAGCUUUACAAUGUCAUGAUUCUUGAACCUUGAAGUGCAAAUUUGCCUAUUAGUACUGCAGUUUAUUGGUAUUGUCUUUACUGUUAUUAUUCCCUUCCCUGACAAUUGGCCCCCAAUAAACGGGAGCUGGAUUCCACAGCCUGUUGAUAGAGAGGAUAAGAAAAGACAUAGAACGAGUUUAUCUACACUGAAGUCUUGCUAAUGUCGAUUCUCUUUUCUCAAGGUUUAAUGCAUGUGCACAACAAACUCGUGGACCCACUUUACAGUAUGAAAGAGCAAAACUGAGGGAGAGAUCAAAGUUGGACUCGUCUGGCUGACCCUGGCAGUGGUUUUAGGUAGCAGAUGAAUGUACUGCUAUGCAAUAUGCUGGAAUACUGGCUAAAAUGGAGAAUCUAAAUGGAGUACUGUGGGGUUUUGUCUUUGUUCGAAAGGUCCAAAUGUGCAAACAUACAUUCCUCUUAGCACUGUUACAAGCACUGUUCUCUGCUUUCUUGUCCAGAUCUUUUUUGCCUGUUACACGCUACCUGUAUGCUACUGGAAGCCAAUGGAAGAGUAGUCCAGACUUUAAAGGUAGCCCUAGACAAGCUGUUUACAGGAGGAGAGCUCUGUGUAAAUUCAAGUAUAUAUAAAAGUUCUUUUUGUCACGGGCUGUGUAAUUUCAACCUACAAACUGGUAAUUGAGCACUUUACUUUGAGAGACUUGCACAUAACUGUCAGACCUAAACCUCAGCAGCUGCGUGCCUUAAAAUCUACACCUGGGAAUCCGCAUGGGGCACAGAAAUAAGGUGAAAGACUUUUCAUCCCUAAACUGCUGGUCAUGUUUUGUUGAAUUCUGGAGGUGUAGCCAAUAUUGGCCUUUUGCAGCAAAAAUAGCAAGGAAAUUAUUUGGCACCUUGAAUAUGAACUUGGACAGCCAUGAGGUGUGUGUAUGUAUAUCUUUGUCUUUCUGCUAUAACACUCAGUUUCAUUAAACGAAGCUAGAUUUUUGAGGGUUAACUGAAUUAUACACAUCUCAAAGUAUGACCUCCUUGUUGUUAACUUUCCAUAAGAAUGCCACACUCUUGUAAUUCUAGCUUAAGUAAAGCUUCACAUAGCUAUUAUGCUGUCUAAAAUUCAAUUGAUGCACAACCACUGGUGCACAGGUCCUUUUGGACCUAGGAGAGGGAGGAACAGGCUUAUACUCGCUCUGCCAAUGCGCACAGGGGCCAGGGAUGGAAUCCCUGUGCAAAAUGGUCGCUGCCUCUACUGUACAUAAUGCGCUUCACUAAGGAC